AGCAUAGUAGAUGGCUUCGGCUGUUCAGCAGCAGCAGUAGAUGGCUUCAGGUGUUUAGCGGCAGCAGCAAUAGCAGAUGGCUCUGGUGGUAGCAGCAGUAGAUGGCUCCAGCAGCAAUAGCAGAGCAGAUGGCUUUGGCUGUUCAACGGUAGCAGCAGCAGAUGGGUCCGGUGGUGGCAACAGCAUAUGGGUCCGGCAGCAGCAAGAAAUGGCUCUAGUGGCGGCAGUAGCAACAGAGGAGAUGGAUUUGACAGCAGCAACAGCAAAGGAAACUGAAGGUGAGAUGGAGGUGAGAGAUGUGUGAAGCUGCAGACAAAGAGAUGUGAGAUUGAGUGAUGGGAAUUAAAAUAAAUUAGGGUUAGGGUUAAAUGUAGGGGAAUGGGUUAGGUUGGGAGUUGGGUUGGGUUGGAUAGAAUUGGGUUAAAUUUAAUUGUAAUUGGAUUGGAUUUGGGUUUGGGUUUGGGUUUGGGUUUGGGUUUGGGUUUGAGUUUAAAGAAUAAAUUAAUUUUAAAAUA
Messenger RNA from Rubroshorea leprosula, 515 nucleotides. The record is from the annotation of a GenBank genome assembly. NCBI's taxonomy places the organism in Eukaryota, Viridiplantae, Streptophyta, Magnoliopsida, Malvales, Dipterocarpaceae.